This is a messenger RNA of Salvia miltiorrhiza (redroot sage), 2602 nucleotides long. Its product is annotated as protein MID1-COMPLEMENTING ACTIVITY 1. The transcript is spliced from 8 exons. Gene Ontology annotation, biological process: cell surface receptor signaling pathway. The record is from RefSeq and is a predicted model, not a curated record. Bases 1100 to 2341 code for a protein of 413 amino acids. Lineage: Eukaryota; Viridiplantae; Streptophyta; Magnoliopsida; Lamiales; Lamiaceae.
AUCAGUUCUUCAUAAAAAUUAUCAUUUCAUGGAGGGUGAAUGAAAAGUAAACCAAAAGUCAACAUCUGUAAAUGAUGAAAAUUAUGUCACGCCAUGAUUUAUUCAUGCUAGAUGGAAGAAACGUAUACUUGGUUUAUUUUGAGUUUCUUAUUAUUUUUAAUUUGGAAUCCUGAAUUUUGUCUGUGAAAAGUUUAAACCUUGUGUGAUAAAAUUAAGACACAAAUCAAAGUACAAUAACCAUUUAUUUUACUUUUACUUUCUUUUUUUUUUCUAAAAAAAGAGACAGCUAUACACACCAGUACACCAAUACAAAAAUAAAAAAAUAAUUAUAACCAAAAAGAAAUAAAAAAUGGACAACACACCUAAAUAUGAUAUUUUUCCCAUAACGAGUAAUAUCUUGAUUUAAUGCAUAUAUAAUGGCCAACUAAACAAUACGCAUUUAUUAACGGAAAAAAUGAAGCAAAUAGGAAUAGCUUAACAAUACGCAUUUAUUAACGUUAUGGACUGGAGUAGUCACGGAGUCAUACAAUUACCAACUGCUUCCCGACAACCCACACCGCAGCCGUGACCGUCAAAUUCAAUUCAACCUUUCUCUCUCUCUCACAUACACACACGCACGCACACUCACUACACACACAACACUGCACAAAUGUGCAUGUAUUAUACACUUGUGUGCAUAUAUAUCUCUGCUUAGUUUUACUUCUCUUGUGUCUUUUUCCUCUGACUGACACUCAGCACCAACAUUCUGCCUUCACUGAAUCACAAUGCGCCAAAGUUGCUUCUUUUUUCCAUCUACAUGGAAUUCUUGAUCCAUACGCUUUCUCCUUCGCGACCUGCUCAACUAUUUCUGCAAUGUGGAUUUUCGGUGGAUUCCUUCCAUCUUUAAAGCCAGAAUCAAGAUUGCGUAGUGGAAGCUGCAUAAAGAUAUAAUUUUUGCCAAUGGGGAGUUAAUUCAGCUUUAAAAACUCAUAAAUUCAUGAGAGUUUGAGGUGCAGUUUCUCUGAAAAUUUAGAAAUUGUUAGCGAUCUGCUUGAUUCUUGGGCUUAUUCAAAUCAGUCUGAGGUUGAGAGGUAGAAUUUUUUUGAGGUAAUUAUCAAGAAUGUCUUCAUGGGAGCAUUUUGGGGAAAUUGCCAACAUAGCCCAACUAGCGGGAUUAGAUGCGGUGAAGCUGAUUGGAAUGAUAGUGAAGGCUGCCAACACAGCAAGAAUGCACAAGCAGAACUGCAGGCAGUUUGCACGGCAUCUGAAGCUGAUUGGUAACUUGUUGGAGUCUCUGAAGAUUUCGGAGAUGAAGAAGUAUCCAGAAACUCGAGAGCCGUUGGAGCAGCUGGAGGAUGCAUUGAGGAGGUCUUACAUUCUGGUUAACAGUUGCCAGGAUCGGAGUUACUUCUAUCUGCUGGCCAUGGGAUGGAACAUUGUCUAUCAGUUCAGGAAGGCUCAGAAUGAGAUUGAUCGAUAUUUGAAGAUCAUACCUCUCAUUACCCUUGUUGAUAAUGCUCGUGUUCGGGAACGGGUUGAAAUGAUUGAAAUGGAUCAACACGAGUAUACACUUGAUGAAGAGGAUAGGAAGGUGCAAAAUGUGAUUCUCAAACGCGGACAAUCACAACAUGAUGCCAUUGUUUUGAAGAAAACCCUUUCUUGUUCCUACCCAAAUAUGCCUGUUGAUGAGGCCAUACGGAAGGAAAACCAGAAGCUUCAAUUAGAACUGCAACAUUCACAAGCUAAUUUGGAUGUUGGCCAGUGUGAAGUGAUUCAGCAUCUGCUUGAAGUUACUGAAACUGUUGCAGCUACUUCUUUGCCGGACAAAGGUUCGUUUGAGAAAGAAUCAAAGGUUGAGGAGGCUUAUGCAGAUGUCAACAAUGAAAAGCAACGUAGUUACUCUAACAACAGUGGAAAACCAGCACCUUCAAGGAACACAUCUUCUGUUUCCUCUACACAUGAGUUGCUCUCGUCUAAAGGUUCACAUGAUGAAUGGCAUUCAGAUUUACUUGGCUGCUGUUCAGAACCUCUUCUUUGCAUAAAAACCUUGUUUUUUCCUUGUGGCACAUUGUCAAGAAUUGCUUCAGUGGCAGCUAAUAGACACAUAUCCGCUGCAGAGACAUGCAACGACCUGAUGGCGUAUUCUUUAAUACUGUCGUGCUGCUGCUACACUUGUUGCAUCAGAAGGAAACUCCGGAAAGUACUCAACAUCAAGGGAGGCUUAGUUGAUGAUUUUCUGUCGCAUCUGAUGUGCUGCUGCUGUGCCCUUGUCCAAGAAUGGCGUGAAGUCGAGGGUCGUGAAGUUAAAGGUGUCGAGAAAACGGAAACAAAUCCACCAGCUAUACAAUACAUAGAAUACUAGUCGAUCAGGGUGUGUGAAAAGGCUGCGUUUUUCGGAUCGUGUGUGUAUGAAGGCAAAAACUUAAACUUGUAUGAAUUAGAACCUCCUAUUGUACAGGUAAAUGGAAUUUGCAGCCAAAUAUGGUAUUGGUAGAUGUUAUCUGCAGUUGGAUUUGUUUCUAGUUGUGCUUCAUUUCACCAUUCUGUACAGUGCUUAUUUCAACAUUACAUGUUACUAAUUCUUUCCGCUCAUAGAAUUUCUAGUUAGACUUUGAUGUUACAA